AUGCUCUCAAUUGCUAGAGGCAAGUUCCUAACGGAGACUAACGAAACAGCUACUACUAUGAAGCCUACAAUCACCACACCCACGACACCAACUACGACUACACCCACGACAAUUACUACUACUUCACCCACAACUACUACGACUACACCCACACGCCUACACCCAAUUAGUGUCCCCUUUUGGAGCAUGGCUGCUAUAAAACAACUCGUGCAGCAAGUCUUGUCCGAGAAUAAUCCAACGACACCAACUACGACGACGACGACGACUACAACUCCUUCAACAUCAAGGCCAACAAAAGUAACGACAGCAUCAGAGAAACCAGCUGAGCUGACUAUUCCAAUUGAUUCCGGAAGGGGAACGGAAACGGGACAAGGUCCGAAAAAUGACAAGUUUAAGUCAUACCCCAACUCAUUUUUGACCAUUCUUGUCAACCAAUUUGCUGGAAAACCUACACAACUCCGAAUUCAUGUAUGA
Molecule: messenger RNA, 474 nt
Organism: Folsomia candida
Lineage: Eukaryota; Metazoa; Arthropoda; Collembola; Entomobryomorpha; Isotomidae
Product: salivary glue protein Sgs-3
Exons: 1
Coding region: 1-474 (157 amino acids)
Source: RefSeq, a predicted model, not a curated record